Messenger RNA from Branchiostoma belcheri (Belcher's lancelet), 2340 nucleotides. RefSeq names its product solute carrier family 13 member 2-like. The transcript has 15 exons. Gene Ontology annotation, biological process: monoatomic anion transmembrane transport. Bases 120 to 2021 code for a protein of 633 amino acids. Gene Ontology annotation, cellular component: membrane. The record is from RefSeq and is a predicted model, not a curated record. NCBI's taxonomy places the organism in Eukaryota, Metazoa, Chordata, Leptocardii, Amphioxiformes, Branchiostomatidae. Gene Ontology annotation, molecular function: transmembrane transporter activity.
GGUGUUGUGGCCGGUUGUUUAAUCAACCACUACUGCCCGAAGUGCAGUAUGAAAAGAAGCCAUGUUCAACUGUACGUUAAUAUGUCUUAUGACCAUUUGGACAUCGCAAAUACACGAAGAUGGGGUGUAAGGCAACGUUAAGAGAGCUGUUUUCUUUUAAGACCUCGGUAGUGUUUUGGUUGGUGCCGAUCGCAGCCUGCCCCCUGCCGAUCACCUAUGCGUGGACAGAAUUUUACAUGCCAGCAGCAUGUGCCUACGUCAUCAUCAUCAUGGCGGCUUACUGGAUGUUCGAAGUGGUGCCAUUGGCCGUGACGGCACUCCUUCCCAUGAUCCUCUUCCCGGUGAUGGGCAUCCAGCCAUCAUCAGAAGUCUGUCUGAACUACUUGAAGGACAACUCGGUUCUGCUGCUGGGAGGCCUGCUGGUGGCUAUCGCGGUGGAAAAGUGUAACCUGCACUCCAGGAUCGCGCUCAGGAUCCUGCUGCUGGUCGGGUCCGAACUGCAGUGGGUGAUGUUUGGGUUCAUGGCCGCCACAGGUUUGCUGUCGAUGUGGAUCAGUAACACGGCGGCCGCCGCCAUGAUGACGCCCAUCGGCCAGGCCGUGCUGGACCAGCUCUUCAGCGAAGAGAGACGGCGGCUUCAGGAGGAGACUGAGGACGAGUGUUCUCCGUUAAUAAUCGCCGACGAAGAUAUAGAAAACAAUCAUCAUAUUGUUCCAAGUCCAACAUUGGAGAAUGAACACCAGUCGAAUACCUAUGGGUCGGUUAUGGAGGUGACUGUUCAACCUCAGGACGAAUCUCACUUGUCGGUAGAUCUUCAAAUGGAUGACAAAUCUGUUGGGACGGAGAAUGAGACAGUCCGCCAACUGAAGAUGAGGAAGGCCAUGUUGCUGUGUGUUGCGUACGCCGCUAACAUCGGCGGCAUCGCCACGCUUCCGGGGACUCCUACAAACAUCAUCGUCGCUGAGCAGGUGCAAAUCGCGUUUCCCGACAGCCCCGGGAUUGACUUCGCGACGUGGUUCUUCUUCGGGUUCCCGGUCUCCGUCCUCUGUCUGUUUCUCGCCUGGUCAUGGCUCAUCGUCAUCUUUUUAGGAUGCAGAGUCUGGUGCCAGGCAAAGAAAAGCCACAGCGCUCAGGGAGUCAUCCGGAAAGCUUAUAACGAUCUUGGAAACAUGACGUUUGCGGAGAAAGCCGUCCUGUUCCAUUUCAUCUUGCUCGUCCUUCUCUGGUUCUUCCGAGACCUCAGCUUCGUGAAGCUUGAGAACGGCAGGGUGGCGGGGUGGACAUACUUCUUUAGAAAAAAGUACGCCCCAGAAAAAAUCAUAUACGUGACCGACAGUACACCGGCAGUUAUGGUGUCCUUCGCGCUGUUUUUCUUUCCAUCCAAACCACCGAGGUUCCUGUGCUGCAAGCGAGAAUCAGACAAAGCCAGCCCCGGACCCGUACCAGCUUUACUAGACUGGCGGUCUGUGCACGAAAAAAUGCCGUGGAACGUUCUACUUUUGCUUGGGGGUGGUUUCGCACUUGCCGACGGGGUUGGGGUAUCAGGCUUGUCUACCUGGCUGGCGGAACAGUUCACUCGGCUGGAGGGGGUGCCAGGUUGGGCCAUCUGUGUGCUGGUCUGCGUCUUCAUUGCUCUGUUCACGGAGGUGGCGAGUAACACGGCUUCCGCCAGUAUAUUCCUCCCUAUCCUGGCAAAAAUGGCCGAAGCACUCUGUGUGAACCCGUACUUCCUGAUGGUCCCAGCAGGCAUUGCGGCCUCCUUCGCCUUCAUGUUGCCCGUGGCAACGCCGCCAAACGCCAUCGUCUUUGGCUACGGGAAACUGACGGUCCCGGACAUGGCCAAAGCAGGCCUGGCCAUGAACAUCUCGUGUCUGUUGGUGCUGCUGGUCUUCAUCAACACCCUAGGCAUCCCUGUCUACGGCGUCCACUCGUUCCCGGAGUGGGUCCCGAGCUGGCCCGUCUGUAACGCCAGUAACAUCACCGUGCCAAACGCUACAACCGCAACAACGGUCACUUUCUGAGCUACCUGUUCGGCAUCUUUACUACUGUCACAAUAUUAAAAUAUAUCAGUUGCAUUUGCCUCUUUGUUCUUGGAAAAUAUUAACCACGGAAUUAAUAAAACACUACAACACCAGCACAUUCUGGACAGAGUUUUAUUGUGGCCUGUACAGUUGGAUACAAGGUAGGACAAAAACACCUGGCAACACUAAAAAAGAAAUCUAACAAAAUUGUACCUUAAAACGCAGUCCAAAUGAAAUGGCAUUACAUAACUGUCAACAUGAUUUUUAAUGUUACAUGUAUGAAGAAAACAUAAUCACACGAGGCUAUAUGUUGGGAUGU